Messenger RNA from Pieris macdunnoughi, 3801 nucleotides. Lineage: Eukaryota; Metazoa; Arthropoda; Insecta; Lepidoptera; Pieridae. The record is from the annotation of a GenBank genome assembly.
AUGGACGACAUCGGACACAGUCGUUUACUGAAGUUCUUCAUUACCAGAAUGGACGACCCAAUUGAGUCGAAUGUACCAGGCGAGCAGAUCAUACGAGUUGGUGAAAGCGAUGACCAUUAUGAGCCUGUCAUAACCGUGACUCAGCAGGAGACUUCCACGAGCAGGGCAAACAUAACGGCGCGGAAAAUAACCGUCACCGAAGAUAUUUCGGAUGAGGGGAUUAAGGAACCUGUUUUGGAAAUGGAUAAAUUGGAAAAUGGAACCGAAGGAAAACCUGUGGAAAUUGAAAAGAAAGUUUCUCAAAAAUCACAGCAUGAAGAGAAGAGAAAUAAAACUAAAAUUCCAAUGUUAAAGAAAGCUGUGCGCCAGCUGAUCCCAGUAGAAGAUAAAAAGAAAAUGGAGGAAGAAAUACCAGUACAAAGGCGGAAGUCAUCAAUCCCUCGAUUAAAAGAUAUGAAAAAACUCGUCACAACUGCAAAAGCAGAGAAGGAGAAUACAGAUCCUAAAACUGUCGUCUCGCCAAGAACAGAAGAAGAAUUCGACAAAUUAUUCGAAGAGAUUAAACAAAACUCUGAUAGACAUUCAAAUGCUUUCGUUAAAGAUCCAGAAAAAAUUGAGAUGAAAUUUGAAGAAAUAAUACACGAUUAUGAUGAAAAUAAAGUAGAACCAAUUAAUGUAGAAAAACUAAAAAGUAGAAUACCUAUGCUUAAAAGAAAAAGCGAACAUGACAUUGAGGCUACAAAGCUAACUAAUUGGAGACGCGCUUAUAAAAAACGUUCAUCUAUACAAAAUCCACAACAUUAUAGUAAAUUAUUCCUUAGAGUGCAAGCAAAAGCAGGCGAAAGAAACAGAACCCAAUCCGAAUCCGUCGAUAAUUCAUUUACAACAGAUACUGAGAAACAAGAAAACACAGAAAGAGAAAACGUGGAAAACUCAAACAGUUAUACUGGAUCUGAUACAAACGAUUCAUUAGGUAUAUCAAAAUUUGAUCCAGUAAUUUCAAAUACAGAGAAAAAUAAAAUGGAAGAUGAUGAAUAUGUAUCUCACAAUACUUCUGUACAAAAUGCUCUUGAAACUGAAGAGAAAAGAAUUCUCAAAAAGAGUCAAUCUAUCGACAGUCCUAAUGUACAACUAAAAGAAAUUGAAACAAAAAGCAGUGUUAGACGCAGUCUAAGUCAUAUUGAUAAUCUAUCUUCGAACGCUUUGGUUCAAAAGGUUGUUGAGGCUCAAAAGCAAAUUCCAGAUAGUGAACAUUAUAACGCAACACCUAUUACGGAAACCACAGAAGUAAAAGCAUUAGAUGACAAUGAAAUCAAGUCUCCUAUAGAUGAACAGCCUAUUGAAGGUACCGUACCUCAUGCAAUGGACACAAUUGUACAACAGGACAUGGUAUGUAAAGAAACAUCAAUGUUAAUUCGUAAAAAUCAAGAUGAUAUGGAAUCAGCAGACGAACCUAAAAGUUUAGAAAUGGAAGUAUCGUAUACGAUAGAAUCUUACCAUAUAGAUCAAACCCAACCAACUGACUUGACUGAAAAACCGACAACUGUUUCAAUAAACAAUUCACAAGAUAGUGAAACUAAUAAUGAAGUAAAAGAGACACACCGAAAUAAUAAUUACGAUACAAUUGACAAAAACGUAUUUGAUAAUUUGGAUCAAGAGAUUUCUGAGUCUAAAAAUAUUUCAACAGAUGUUUUGAAGCCAAACAUUUGUAACACAGAAACAAUAGACACAGUAAAUGGUAUUUCGGAGUCUGUCAAUCAAUCGAGUCAAAAUAUUGAUAAAUCUGAUUCCUCUAGUGAUCAUGAAAACUCUGAGAUACAUAAAGCACCUCAAGAAUUCAAAAUCGAAUCUCCAAUAACAGCCAUGCCUGACAUUAAUAAAUAUUUGCCAGACAAUGAAUCAAUAAAAAGUGGAGAUCAACAAAUCCCUAUCCUAGGUCAUCCAGGUGCCUUAUUUAAUCGUCCAGAGACUCCCAUAGAAGACUUUUUACCAAUGAUACGAGAAAGCAAGGAGAAUUUAGCUACUAGUUUAAAUACAGAUAUACCAAACACAGAAGUUGAACAGAACUCUACAGAUAAGAAUAUCGAUCAAGUAAAUCAGGAACAACAUAAAAUCCCCGAAAAAAAUAGUGAAUUAGAAGAUAUCCAUGAACAGCGAAGAAGAAAUAAAGAAAAGAUACAAGAAUUAAUAUCGAAUACCAAAGAAGAAGAUAUUAUUGCACUGAAGGGAAAGGUUAUCAGAGUUAUUAGUCGAUUAGACUCUAGAGACUACAGCAAUAUUAAAAAUAAACCAGAAAUGGUAGAGAAUGUGCCUAAAAGGUCCGUGUUGUCUAAAAUAGCUUUAUUUGAGCAAAAAGAGGCAGAUGUAUAUAAAAGAAAACUCUCGCGGAAUCAAAUCCAAAACGCUGAUUUACCAAAAAUCGUGGAUGAGGUUCUAAAACAACCAAAAUCAGACAAAGAUGUCAACGCAUUUACUUGGACUAAUAGUUAUACAGAAAAACCAAAAAUAGAUAUAAACACAGAACCCAGAAUUGAAAUCAAAAGAGAGCUGUCGUAUGCUGAAGUGGAUUUGGGAGAUGCUGUCAAGGGAAGAGUAAGAGAUAUGGUUGUUCGGAUGGUGUCAUUUGAACGCAUGGACCUGGAGAGGAAAGGUAUUAUUGAUAUCAAGGAGAAGCCCAGGAGUGGAUCUGUGUCUGAAAAAAUCGCUUUGUUUGAGAAGAAAGUUACCUUACCAAAGAAGAUAAAAUCAGACACGCCUAGGCAAGAGGGAGCGCCCGAAGUUAACAUGAGUGAAGAAGAGUUGAAAGAACGGAUAGAAGAGUUAAGGGAAGCGAAGAAGUACGGAAAGUUCACUGACUUGAAAUAUGUUGAAUUGAAUGAUGGGUCUAUGAUGCCUGCGCUUGGAGUCGGUACUGCUCUGUUACACAAAAGUCUAACGAUGUAUAUAAUCUGUGCCGCCAUAGACCUCGGCUACCGUACCAUAGAUAGCGCAUUCAUUUAUGGCAACGAAAAAGAGAUUGGCGAAGCUAUAAACGAGAAAAUUAACGAUGGAACUGUCAGACGUGAGGACCUCUUCAUAAUAUCGAAGUUAUGGAGUACAUUCCACCGUCGUGAUGUCGUGGAGAAAGCAUGCAAAAUGUCCCUCAAAGCUAUGGGGCUAGACUAUUUUGAUUUGUAUUUAAUACAUAAUCCUAUGUCGUUUAAGGAAGGUGACGAUCCCAUACCGAAGAUCGCUAAUGUCAUUCAAUACAGCGAAUCGGACUACUUAGACGCCUGGUUCGGUCUGGAGAAGCUGGUGAAAAAGGGCUUGGUUAAACGGGUUGGUGUUAGCAACUUCAACUCCGCGCAAAUCGAUAGAAUCCUUGAUAAGGGAAGAAUUAAACCAGUUGUCAACCAAAUUGAGUGUCAUCCCUACCUGACACAAUACCGCCUGGACGAGUUCUGCCAAUCCAGGGAUGUUAAGCUAAGCUGCUACGGAGUCCUGGGUUCAAAGGGGACGCCGUUGGAGUAUACAAGUGGAUUAUCACCAGUGAUAGAUGAUCCUUUGGUGCUUUCAAUGGCUGCUGGGUUGGAUGUUACACCUGCACAGCUCUUGAUCAGUUACCAACUGCACUUAGACCAUAGUGUGGUGGUAAAGGCAUCGACUGGUCGCCAUCUUUGGAGCAACCUGCAAGCGCAAGCCGUGAAACUUGAAAAUUCUCAUAUAUCUGCGCUCAACGCCCUAAAUAGAAAUAAGCGGAAUUUUACUAUGAAAGGAAUGGGUGACACACACAGGAACUACCCAUUUCGGAUACCGUUUUAG